AUGGAUUCAUAUUUAUUAGCUAUGAGAUAUGAAUUACUUCAAUGUUUUGUACUCAGACUAUACUUUUCAGGUAGAUUAGUUUAAAUCUUAAGACAAUGUGAAACAUAUGAAAUCUCUUUUGUAUUACAUCAUCAUUUUGCUUAAAAAUACAUACCUUGUUCUAUAUCGAGAUCGAUACUAUCAAAAAUCAAAAAAAUCAUCCUGACUAUCUAUUUAAGUGUUCUUAGUUGUGGGUCUAUCUAUUUUUAUUUCCCUUUUCAAUUCCUUUUAUAGUUUACCAUUUAAAUAAGUAUUUUUCUAACUGGAAAUUACAUUAUUUUUUAAUCUAUAAUCAAUUAUAUUAACUAUGAUUGGUUUUAGAUGAUUACUUCAUCUAUAAAUAUAUCCACCUUCAAAUUAAAACUUUUAUAGAUAUGCUAAAAACUAUUGAACAUUUUAAUUCCUUAUCAAACCAUUAUGCAAGCUAAAAAACUACAAUUUAUUAUCAUAAAUAUUGGAGAUUACUUUCAUAGUUAAAAUAAAAAAAUAAUUUAAGAUAUUUACUUCUUUUUUAACUUAAAUUUUUACUUUUUUUUUAAAUAUUUCAACCUCCAAAAGAAAUAGCCAUUUUGA
Molecule: messenger RNA, 612 nt
Organism: Paramecium sonneborni
Lineage: Eukaryota; Ciliophora; Oligohymenophorea; Peniculida; Parameciidae
Source: the annotation of a GenBank genome assembly